Molecule: messenger RNA, 6469 nt
Organism: Talpa occidentalis (Iberian mole)
Lineage: Eukaryota; Metazoa; Chordata; Mammalia; Eulipotyphla; Talpidae
Gene: GCFC2
Product: GC-rich sequence DNA-binding factor 2
Exons: 17
Coding region: 57-2402 (781 amino acids)
Biological process (GO): mRNA splicing, via spliceosome; spliceosomal complex disassembly
Cellular component (GO): nucleus; U2-type post-mRNA release spliceosomal complex
Molecular function (GO): DNA binding
Source: RefSeq, a predicted model, not a curated record
CGCCCAGGCCGGCGUGUGGAGGGAAGCGAGCGCCUGGCGGGGUUCGGGCCUGGGUCAUGGCUCACAGGCCGAAAAGGACUUUCCGGCAGCGCCGAACUGACUCUAGUGACAGCGACGGUUCCCAAGAGUCACCUGCUGAAGCCGGUGCCCCCGCGGAGCAGGCGGCCUCAGGCCGUGCGGAAGCGGGGUCUCCCUUCGCGGGGCGCCGCGAGGCGGUGACUGAACGCCCGCUGAGGGCCCGGGGCCCUCGGGGCCGGGGCCGGGUCUGGGCCAGUUCCCGGCGCUGUAAGGAAGCGGCUCCCCACGAGGACGGUGGCUCUGGCGGCCCAGAAUCCAGAAUGGUCGAUCUUUCAACAGAUGAAGAGGAUGGAGCUCAUCAUUCCUCAGAAAAUAAGGAUGAUCAGAGUUCAUCUUCUGAUAGUUCUCUCUCUCAGGAAGAAGAAUUUACAUCAAUAGUAAAUAUCCCUGAUGCAGCUUUUAUUCAGUCAGCCCGUAGAAAACGUGAAUUGGCCAGGGCACAAAAUGACUACAUUUCUUUAGAGGUACAACAUAUAUCUACCGUCUCUGGGAUGAAGAAAGACAGUGAUGAAGAUCCUGAGAGUGAGCCUGAUGACCACGAAAAGAGAAUACCAUUUACCCCAAAACCUCAAACACUUAGACAAAGAAUGGCUGAAGAAACAACAACCAGAAAUAAAGAAACAAGCGAAGAAAGCCAAGAUGAAAAUCAAGAUAUUUGGGAACAGCAGCAAAUGAGAAAAGCAGUUAAAAUCACAGAGGGACGAGACAUAGAUCUUUCCUGUAGCAAUGACUCUCAAAGAAGGAAGAAGUUUGAUACUUCCAUUUCAUUUCCACCAGUAAAUUUAGAAAUUAUAAAGAAGGAAUUAAAUACAAGAUUAACAUUACUACAGGAUACUCACCGCUCACACCUGCGGGAAUAUGAAAAAUACACAGAAGAUGUCAAGAGCUUAAAGAGUACAAUCCAGAACCUUGAGGAUUUGUCAAAUCAAGCUCUAAAUUUUAAAUUCUAUAAAAGCAUGAAAGUUUAUGUGGAAAAUUUAAUUGACUGUCUAAAUGAAAAGAUUAUCAACAUCCAAGAAAUAGAAUCAUCCAUGCAGUUACUCCUUUUAAAACAAGCUACGACAUUUAUGAAACGCAGACAAGAUGAAUUAAAACAUGAAUCAACGUAUUUACAACAAUUAUCACGCAAAGCUGAGACAUCAACAAAUGGAAGCUUGGCUAUAAAUGAAGAAACUCAAUCGAUUUUAGAAGAGGUUGAAUCUCGAAGAGCACAAAGAAGACAGGCAAGAACACUUUCUGGAAAUUGUAAUCAUCAAGAAGGGAUGUCUAGUGAUGAUGAACUAUCUUCAGCAGACAUGAUUGACUUUCAAAAAAGUCAAGGUGAUAUCUUACAGAAUCACAAGAAGAUUUUUGAAGAUGUGCAUGAUGAUUUUUGUAACAUCCAGAAUAUGUUGUUGAAAUUUCAGCAAUGGCGAGAAAAGUUUCCUGAUUCUUAUUAUGAAGCUUUCAUUAGUUUGUGUAUACCAAAGCUUUUAAAUCCCCUAAUACGAGUUCAGUUGAUUGAUUGGAAUCCUCUUAAGGCUAAUUCCAUAGGUUUAAAACAGAUGCCAUGGUUCACAUCUAUAGAAGAAUUUAUGGAGAACAGUAUGGAAAAUUCAAAGAAGGAAGAUAAUUCUGAUAAGAAAAUCUUAUCCGUUGUCAUCAGCAAAACAGUUAUUCCUCGAUUUACAGACUUUGUGGAAUUCAUUUGGGAUCCGUUGUCGACCUCACAGACAGCAAGUUUAAUAAUGCACUGUAGAAUGAUUCUUGAAGAUUCCACUUAUGAAAAUGAAGUCAAUAAAAGCAAACAGGAUUUACUUAAAUCCAUCAUAUCAAGAAUGAAGAAGGCAAUAGAAGAUGAUGUUUUUAUUCCUUUGUAUCCAAAGAGUACUAUAGAAGAUAAAACAUCAUCACACUCAAAGUUCCAAGAAAGACAGUUCUGGUCAGGUCUAAAGCUCUUCCACAAUAUUCUUCUUUGGAAUGGACUCCUCCCAGAUGACACCUUGCAGGAACUAGGGCUAGAGAGGCUGCUAAAUCGUUACCUUAUUAUAGCUCUUCGUAAUGCCAUACCUGGACCAGAUGUUGUUAAAAAGUGCAACCAGGUAGCAGCAUAUUUACCAGAAAAAUGGUUUGAAAAUUCUUCCAUGAAAACAUCUAUUCCCCAGCUAGAAAAUUUCAUCCAGUUUUUAUUGCAGUCUGCACAUAAAUUAUCUAAAAGUGAAUUCAGGGAUGAAGUCAAGGAAAUAAUUCUUAUUCUGGUUAAAAUAAAAGCUCUGAAUCAAGCAGAAUCCUUCAUUGAAGAAUAUCACCUAGACCAUCUUAAGUCAGUAUUCGUGGGCAUUUGAAUAAACUAUAGGAAGAAAUUGUAAAAUGAGAUAUUUCAUACCUUGCUUAGGGCAAAUAAAAAAAAUUGCCCUUCCACUCUACUAUCUGAUUCUACGGUGUUGUAAGAAUUAAGCAUACAGAUACAGUAGGAGCUUUAUGUAUUUCCUGUUUGAUUCUUUGGACUUCCACUUUUUAAGUCAUGGAAAAAUCUUAUUGCUCUUUGGGUUUACGUAGGUCUUCAAUCCUGAACCAAAAAUGCAUCUUUUCCAAGUAAGUUAAUUUAUUCCAAUGAAGAUUUCUAUUUUAAGUCUUUUGAUAAUUAUGAAAUUGUCCUUGAUAAAUCUAUACCAGUGCUUUGUACCAACACCCAAGUGUGAGAGGUCCAUGAAACCACCAAAUGAGAUAUUUUUGCAUUUUGUACAAAUUUUAUAUUUUUGAUAUUUGUGAGGUAGUUACUAUUGUAACAGAUUUUGUCAUUGGUUAGUAGUCAGAAAGUAGGAUUUUAAAUAUUUGGAUGUGAUUUAUUUUGUGAUAAAAAUUUUCAAGGUGAGAGUUAUUUUUCUGGUAUAUUUAUAUUCAGUGUUGGCACAAUGUAUGAGAUAGAAUUUAGAGUAUGACCAAAGUAUUGUGUCACUGGUAGUUUUAAUCUUUUUUUCCUUAUGUCGUUAUAUUUCCCUUGUGUUCUCCUCCCCUCUUUUCCUGUAUGUGUCAGAUAUAUGGUCAGCUCGCUAGUUUUAACUUUUACAUGACCUGUUGAUUUCUCUGUCGUUUUAAAUAUGUAGGAAUAGUGUGUUAUAUCGAUGAAAAAUACUUUCACAGCAAAAAGCUUGUAAUAUGACAUCUAAAGCACAAGUAACAAAGAAAAAGUUGACUAUGUUAACUAAACCGUGUCCAUUUAUAAAUAGUUUGUGUUGGACUCAUUUAUUCUUAUUGUUGGUAGAGAUGUUAUGGAAUACAGAGAGAGGAGUUUCCUUGCCUCCCUAAAAGAGAAACACGGUUAUCAUCUUUUACUCAUCUGUGAAAAAACACACACAUAAAAAUCUUUAAGUGAAUAAAACUGUUACGAGAGAGAACAAGUGAUAGAGAAGGGAGGCAGAGGUACUUUGGUGGAGGGUACUUAUGCAAGAAAGAGCAAUAAUUUAACCAAUGUAGUUUUGUUGUUUUUUUAACUCUACAAAAAUGAGACAGGCUGUUCAUGAUUUGGAAGACUCCAAUUUUGGUUAAGGUAUAUUCUCUCUAAAACUAUCUAUAGUUAAUGCAAUUCCUACUGAAAUGCCCUCAGACUUUUGUUUUUCCAAGAGAUUGGUUGAUUAAAAUAUGAGGUUACAAUUUACAUGGAAGUGCAGAGACCUGCAACUAGCCAAAACCAUUUGUAAGGAAGAACUGCUCUAUCAUAAUCAGGACUAUUAAGCUACAGUACUCAAUAUAUUAAAAUGCAUUAAUAUAUUUGCAAUAGUAUCAAAAAUCCAGAAAUAACACUACGCAUAUAUAAUUUUUGACCAACUUCUCAUGUUCAUUCAGUGAGAAAAGGGCAAUCUAGUUCUCAGAGUAACAAUUAGAUGCUAUAGGAAAUAAAAUGACUUUAGCCCUUAUUUUCCACACACACUGAAAAUAAAAAGGAUUAUAGAUUUAAAUUAGGAAAAUUAGAGGCACUUACUCAGUCACAGGCAGGCAGGAGAGCUGCCAACAUAAAACUUUUAAAUGCAACAAAAACUUUUAGAAAAAAAUCACCUUGGUAAAAGAGGGCUAGGACACAAAAAGCAUUAACCAGAGAAAAAGGUUAAAUUUUUAUCAAAAUUCCAUAUGUGAAAGUAUUCAGUAUCGUAGGUCCCUCUGGGAAGUACAAAUUAAAACCACAAUGAUCUACCACCUCAGUGUCACUACAAUCACUGGAAUAGACUAACAUCAACCAACGCUGCUGUGACUGUGAAGCUACAGGAAAACUCAAAUUGUUUUAUAAAACAAUCACUUUGAAAAAAUUUUCAUCAGUUUCUUAUUAAACAUUCGCUUAUCAAAUAACAACCAACAAUUUCACUCCUAGAAAAAUCCAAGAAAAUAAAAAUAUUUUCACAGAAAAAAGCUUGUAAUAUGACAUCUAAAGCACAAGCAGCAAAGACGAAGUAGACUAUGUGAAACUAAAAAGCUGCACAGCAAGAAAAAAGCCCAUAGAUGGGAAAAAAAUAUUUACAAACCAUAUAUCUGAUAAUAGGGUUAAUAUCUAAAAUAUAAAAAGAACUCUUACAACUUAAUGGCAAAAAACUCCAAUUAAAAGGUAGGCAACGGGGGUGAAAAAUUACAGGACCAUCCCAGUGCUGUGGAGGAAGCAAUCCUGGGUAAUGCUUUUCUUCUCAGGGUAGCCCCUGGCAGUACUGCCAGCUCUCAGCACUCCACAAAGGGUUCCCUUUUUACCUCCAUACACACACACGCACAUACCACACGGUGUUCAGAAUGGGAUACAGUGCCAACCAAGUUUAUGUCACAUACCAUUUUUGUGUGCACUGUGUCCACAAACAUCUAGUUCCUAAGGGUGCAACCUACAGCAAACCUGUCCGGCAUGGUGUUACCCAGUUGAAGCUUGCUUAAACCCUUCAGUCAGUCAUGGGGCUUCGAAAGUCCUGAAUUCUUACUGGGUUGGUGAGGUUACAUGUACCAAUUCUUUGGGAUUAUCCUCACUGAUAAGCUCUCCAAAGCUAUCAGAAGAAAUCUUGACACCCAGUGGACCACCAAACCAGUCCAAAAUCGCCACAGGGCAAUGCAAGGGCUGACAUCUACAGGGCACAAGAAUCAUGCCCUUAGGAAGAGCUACAAAUUUCAUCACACUAUUGGCUCUCACAGGGCAGCAUGGAGAAAGCAUUUUCCAUCUGCAUCUCCAUCAUUACUGCUAAUGAGUAAUGUCUGUAAACUUAACAAACCAAUACUUUUGGGCAUUGUACUAAAAGACCUAAAUAGACAUUUUUCUAAAGAAUGUAUUUGAUUGAAAAGUCAACAGAUACAUGACAAGGUGCUAAACAUAACUAGUCAUUGGGGAAAUGCAAAAUAUUGAUACAACAAAAAAAAUGUCUGCAUACCUUUAGAAUGGCCAUCAAAAAAAAAAAAAAAACAAGAACCCAAAAGCAAACACUGUAAACCAACACUACUGCAAUUAAAGAUAUAACAAAUGCAAGUGAUGAGGAAAUCUUGUGCACUCUUGGUUGGAUUAUAAAAUGGUACAGCUACUGUUGAAAACUGUAAGGAGAACCCACAAAAAAUUAAAACUACCAUAUGACUGUAUAUCCUAACAAUUCCACUUUGAUCUCAAAAACUAUCUGCACUCCAUGGUCACAACAUUACUUAAAACAGCCAAAUCAUAAGGACCUAACAAUCCAUCCUCAAUAGAUGAAGAAGUAAUCCUGCUGUCUACAACAACAUAACGGUACUGUGAAAGCAUUAUGUGAAGUGAAUCAAGACAGAAAAACAAAUGCUGUGUGUGAACUUGCUUCUAUGUUGACUAUAAGAAAAAAGUACAGACUUAUGGGUAACAGGCAAAUGAUAGGAAGGGCAGUUAGAGGAUAAUCAAGAGAAACAAACAGAAGUACUAGGGAUGUGAUGUACAUGACUAGAGUUGACAAUGCUGUGUGAUACACAGGAAAGUUGUUAAGAGUAAAUCCUAAGACUUAUCACAAGAAACAGUUUUUUGUAUUUUUUUCUUUUCAUUAGAUCAUAUAAGAUGGGUGUUAGCUGAACCUAUUGUAAACAUUUCACAGUAUAUGUAAAUCAGACAACAUGCUGCGCGUCUGAAACUUAUAAUUGUAGCAGAUUCUUAAUAAAACUGGAAAAAUUUUACAACAAAAACCUUGUACAAAGGUGUUGCUAGGAGCCUUACUAAUAAUAGCCUAAAAAGAGAAUGGAUAAACUUGUAUAAAUACAUGUAUUUACACAAUGGAAGACUACUUAGUAUUAGAAAUGAACUAAUGCAUACAAUAAUUAAAUCUCAAAAAUAUUAAAUGAAAGAUGUUGGAAGAACACACAUCCUAUUUGAUUCAAUGUUUAUUGACUAUAAGAAUGGACAUAGGAAAUGACAAAGGAAACUACCAAUGAAAAUGCUCUA